CAAUGGAUUAUGAUGAUUUAUUUCGUUUAUUACCAAAACCACCCAAAAAAUGGAGUACCCAAGAAGUACUAGUAUGGCUAAAAUAUAUUGGAUAUUGUUAAUUGGAUAGUUAUUUUGGUACUAAUUGAAAUUAAAUUUAAGUAAAUGAAUGCGUUGAUGGUUCUUGUUUAGAGAUAUUAACAGAUUAAGAUUUAUUAGAUAUCGGUAUCACUUCCGCAUUAUAAAGAAAGAAACUUUUACAAUGUAAAUAACAUAUAUAAUUAAUACAGGGAUUCAAAUUGGUUUGAAAGAAUUUACAAAUUAUUGCAAAUCACAUACAAGAAAUGAAGUUACUCCACAAAUGGUUUAAACAUUUAUGGAAGUUCAAUAAAUCUCAUCUCCUAGAGUUGAAAUUCCAUAAUAAGAAAGGCUGCCUUUGAAAGUGAUUCAAGAUAGAAUUUUAUAAUCAAGACAUGAAUAUGAUGUUGAAAUUGAAGAAAAAACUACGCUAGGAUAGAUUCCUAUUGAACCUCUUCCAUCACCUGGAGGUAGACAAAAACAAUAAUUUAUCUUACCUACUCCAAAGUCUCAAUAGAAAAUAACAGAAGAAGACUUAGUAAGAUAAGUGUAAUAAAGCAAUAAAAAAGUGAGCAUAUAUUAUAUUAUUAGAAUAUAUUUGCUGAAUUAUCCAUGUAAUAAAUUUAAAAGCCAAUAAUUUUAAGCCCAUAGAAAUAAGAAUAAUAAUAAUCAUUAUAAGAAUCUGAUUAUCAUUUACCAUAAUUUGGCACUCCUAAAUUUGAUAAAUAAGAUAAGAAAGAUAACUAAGAUAUAAAAUAUAAUAAUUAAUAAUAAUUUUAUCUAAUUUAAUCACCUAAAACACAAAACUAUUAAUUAAAUAUUAAAAUAAAAAAAGAAGGAUUACCAACCUAAAAAAGGCUAAUAAAGAAAAAUGCUACUAUAGGAAGAAAUCCAGAAAAUGAUAUUUAAUUAAAUCAUGAAUCCGUUAGUAGGACUCAUGUAUGGGUAAUUUAAUCAUUUUAAUUAAUUUAGCUCACUUUUAAAGAAAAAUAGUUUUAUUUAUAAGAUAGAGGAAGCUUAAUAGGAACAUUUCUUCUCUUAGAAACUAAAACUUAAUUAAUGCAAGGCUAUAUAAUAUAAAUGGGGGCAACUGAAGUAGUUAUACAAACACUUUAAAAGAAUGGUUAAUGUAUAUUUAAAUUUAAUUUUUUUUAAGAAUGCAAUAUUGUCUUGGCUUCAUAAAUGGGAUCUGUUUAAUUUACUUUGUCAAUUGGAAAAUCUAAAAUGAUAGGAUUAUAAACAUUUGGAGAUCAGACAAUGGCAUUUGAUCAUGCAUUAUUAGAAUUCACUAAUGAAGGACUGAGUAUAGAGGAUUAAAAGACUUCUAGCGGGUAUAAAUUUAUAUUGAAUUAGGACUUGGAUGAGAUUAAGCAAAUCUGGUGUUUAAUCUUAAAUUGUACCCUUAUGUAAAAGAAGAGUCAUAAAAAUAGCAGAAUAUAUAGUUAUCAUAGAACCAGAAUGA
This is a messenger RNA of Paramecium pentaurelia, 1519 nucleotides long. The record is from the annotation of a GenBank genome assembly. NCBI's taxonomy places the organism in Eukaryota, Ciliophora, Oligohymenophorea, Peniculida, Parameciidae.